Cotesia congregata is the source of this 6432-nucleotide messenger RNA. The record is from the annotation of a GenBank genome assembly. NCBI's taxonomy places the organism in Eukaryota, Metazoa, Arthropoda, Insecta, Hymenoptera, Braconidae.
AUGAAUCACCAGCUUGAAUGUUUGGUGAAAGAAACGCCGGACGAGUUAUCGUGUCGCAAAAAGUAUUUCCCAACUGGUGAAUCGGUAAAAAGUCAAGAUUUAUUGUGUAGAAUCUGCGAUGACACUUUAACAAAAAACUCAUUUAAAAUUCAUCCAAUAUUGGGAAUUUUACUCUGCAAGCAAUGCUAUGAAGAAAAUAAAUCAGCGGAUAAACAAAAAUGCAUGAUAUGCAAUGAAGAUGGUAAAUUAAUUGAAUGCAAGAGUCAAAAAUGUUGUUAUUUAACUUGCGAGAAAUGCAUGACAAGAUUAAAUCCAGGAGCAAAAUCAUUUUACAAACAAGGCAAAUGGAAUUGUUUUGCUUGUCAUACUAAGCCAUUGUACAAAUUACGAGGAAUAUCAGCAGUCAUGGCAUCUAAUUCUGAAGAUCAAUCAAAUAAAAGGAUUGUAAAUAAAGCUCAGAAAACAAAUGGACAUCUUUUAUCACGUUCCGAUUCAACUUCCAGUUCCGGUACUGAGUUUACUAAAACUAAAAUAUUAGACACUAAUUUACCCUCUUCAAGAUCUAAACAUCAUAAUUUAACUGAAAUUUCGGACAAUGAAUCUCAUGAAGAUGACACGCUUACUAAUCGCCAGUUGCUUGAUUUUAAACACAAUGUCAAAAAAUUAUUUGACGGUUUAAAAGAUAUGGGAAAUAAAUUGCUUGAAGAAGUUGAUAAAGCUCAGCAGAAUUUUCAUUCUUCUAAACGUAAAUUAAAAUCUUCUGAUGUUGUUAAUAUGAUUUCUGAGUGUAAGAAUAUUAUUCAGCAUGUUCAAGAUUCGACAAAUAAACAGGAGAAAAAAUUAAUAGAGCGACACAAAACUUGGUGCAGAAAAUCUAAAAUUAAAAAUACACUUUUUCAAAAUAAUAUUAAAUCAUCGAAAAAACAAAAUGCUAAUAAAAAAAUUUAUUCAUCAGAUGAAGGUCAAAAUAAUAAAAUUACGUCUACGCCAAUUAAAAAUACUGAAAGGAUGGUUGAAAAAACUAAUUCUAAAUUAAAUGUAUCUGAUUGUGAUGAGCAAGUAUUUUCAGGUGAUGAAAAUAAUCAUAAUAAUAUUAACAAUGACACUGAUAUCAACGAAAAUCCAUUGGAUCAAUCCAAAGAUUUAUUUUCUGACGAUGGUUUUAAUGAUACACCAGCCUCACCUAAAUCCAGUAAAAAAUCUUCCGAUGAAAGUGACAAUGAAAAGGAUGAGCGAAAAAAGCGUUUUCUAAAAGUUAAACCUAAAAAUAAUUUAAACUCUGACGAUGAAAGCGAUUCAAGUGAAAAAGUUAAACCCAAAAGACGUUUGUCUAAAACAAAACUUGAUAAAAUUAGAGAAACAUCCAAGACUAAAUUAUUAGAUGAUAAAAAUAAGUCUUCGGAUUCAGAUUUUACUGAAGAUCCCACACCGACCAAAAGAUCUAAACAAUUAGAUGAUAGUUGUAUUAGUAAUAAUAAUAAUAAUAAUAAGACUGAUGUAAAUAUAAGUGAUAAAAAUUCUGUAGAUGUUGAUUCUAAUACAAAAGAAAAAAAAAAUACUAACAAUAUUUCAGAAUCGGAACAUGAAAAUAAUGAUAAAGAAGAACAAGCUAAAAAUGAUUUAUUAAAAUCUUCUUCAGAGUCUGACAAUGAAGAUAAAAAUAAAAAAAAUGUAGAUCAAGAUAAAAAUUCUAUAUUAAAUUCUUCAGAUUCUGAGCAUCUUAAUACUGAUGAAUUAUUAAAAUCAUCUUCUGACAAUGAAGAUGAUAAAAAUAAAAAGAAAAUGGAUGAAAAUAAAAAUUCUUCAUCAGAUUCUGAACAUUUAAAUAAUGAGGAUAAUAAAGCUAAAGAAGAUUUAUUAAAAUCUUCUUCAGAGUCUGAAAAUGAAGAUGAUAAAAAUAAAAAUAAAAAUAAAAAUAAAAAUAAAAAUAAAAAUAAAAAGAAGAAAGAUGAAGAAGCUAAAGAAGAUUUAUUAAAAUCUUCUUCAGAGUCUGACAAUGAAGAUAAAAAUUCUUCAGAUUGUGAGCAUUUAAAUGAUGAUAAAGCUAAAGAAGAUUUAUUAAAAUCUUCUUCAGAUUCUGACAAUGCAGAUGAUAAAUAUAAAAAGAAAAAGAAAGAUGAAGAAGCUAAAAAUGAUUUAUUAAAAUCUUCUUCAGAUUCUGACAAUGAUAAAAAUAAAAAAAAAAUAGAUAAAGCAAAAAAAGAUUUAUUAAAUUCUAGUUCAGAGUCUGAUGAAGAAAAUUUAAUUAAAAAAAAAGAAAAAGCUAAUAAUAAAAAUAACAGUAGUAGUGACAAUGAAACAACAACUAGUUCAAAAUCUAAAAAACGUAAAUUAAAAAUUAAAAAAUUUAAUUCCAGUGACGACAAAAAAUUGAAAUUAAAAUGCAUUGUUGAGUUGAAUCGACUGAGCAAGAAAACUUUAUCUCAACACUUAAAAGCUCUUCGUUUAUCGGCUGAAUAUUUGGAAAACAAAAAAGUUUCAAGCUUGUUGUCCCUCGAUGGACUUGAUAAGAAGAAGAAAAAGAAGAAACAUCGCAGUGAUUCAUCGACAGACGAGUCUUCUAACUCAAGAUCAAGGAAGAAAACUAAACUCGUUGAUGAAGAUGAGACUUUGCUGGAUCAUUUAAAGAAAGUCGAGACUGGAAACGGCAACAAUGACAGCAAUAAUUCUGCUUCAGAAGAUGAAGUUUCUGGUAAAAAAAAAAUAGUUGAAGAAAAUCAACCGAGUUUAGUCCAGCAAGCUGAUAAAAUUGCUAAAUCUGCUAUUCUUGUUUCUUCCGAAUCAAGUGAUAAUGAGGAAACACCUGAGGAGACUCUAAAUGAUUCUAAAAAUUCUAAAAAUUCUAAAAAUUCUAAAAAUGGCAAGAAAAAAAAUAAUAAAAAAAAUGACACUGAAGAUCAGGAUAAGGAUGAUGAUAAAGAAAAAAAAAAUAAAGGCAAUGACAGUUGGAAACGUAGCAAAUUAUUGACCAGUAAAAUCAUAGAUUCUGAUUCAGAUGUUGAGAAUUUAAAAGCUCAGGAAAAAUUGUCACAGCGCAGCAAAAAUGACGAGUCAGACAGCAGCAAUAAAGAAGCUGAUGAUGAUUCAUUCAAAGUUAAAAAAAAAACCACCAGAACUCGAAGACGUCGUUUAGAUUCUGAUUCAGACGUGAAAAUUUCAGAUUCGGGGUCUGACUCUGAUGACGAUGAUAAAAAAAAUAACGACUCGGACAGUGGGAAAAAAAAAGAAGGAAAGAAAUCGAAGCGUAAAAAAAGAUCAGACUCUUCGGACUCGAGUUCGUCGAUGGUAAAGAAAAAUAAAAUAAAGCGUCGUAGAAUACGAGCUGUUGCUGACAGUGAUGACAGCAGUGAUGAUGAUUUAAACAGUUCUCAGGGUGGAGCCAAUAAAAGCGGGCGUAAAAAUAUUCGGAAGGUUUUAAAGGAUAAGCAUGUGGACAAUAGUACUCUCCAAGCGGCUAAGCAAGAGGAGGAACGGAUUAAACGUAUGGCUGAGCGUCAAAAAUUGUACAAUGAAAUGUACGAAGCAAGAUUAGCGAGUGAAGCUAAAGUUGACAAGCUUGUUCUAGAUUUUGACGCUGAAACAAAGCAAGUAUUGCUGGAAGUUGAUGAAAAUUUGGUAAAACGUCUAAAACCUCAUCAAGCAAAGGGUAUCAAAUUUAUGUGGGACGCAUGCUUUGAAUCUUUGGAAAGAAUUAAAGAGUCUAACGGGUCUGGGGGUAUUCUAGCUCACUGCAUGGGUCUCGGUAAAUCUUUUCAAGUUGUAACUCUCUCUCAUACUUUGUUAACGCACAGUGAAAAAACGGGAAUAAAUACUAUUCUUAUAGUAGUUCCUUUGAGUACUGUUUUAAAUUGGAUGAAUGAAUUUAAAAUAUGGCUCUCGGAAGUUGAAAAUGGGGCGGAUAUUGAAUUAUACGAAAUGACUAAAGCUAAGACAAAUUUAGAGCGUAAAUGUCAUUUAGAAAACUGGCAAAGAACCGGAGGUGUAUUAAUUAUUGGCUAUGAAAUGUUCCGUAAUCUCUGCGCUAUCAAGGGUAAAGUACGUAAAACCGUACAGGAGGCUAUUUUAAAAACAAUCAUUGAUCCAGGACCGGAUUUAAUCGUUUGUGAUGAGGGUCAUUUGUUAAAAAAUGAAGACUCGGCUAUAAGCAAAGCAAUAAGACGGGUUAAAACUUUGAGGAGAAUAGUAUUAACUGGUACACCUUUGCAAAAUAAUUUAAUAGAAUAUCACUGUAUGGUACAAUUUGUAAAGCCAAAUUUACUUGGUACAAAAAAAGAAUUUUCAAACCGAUUUGUUAAUCCCAUUCAAAAUGGACAAUUUGAUGAUUCAACAGAGUAUGACGUAAAGCUUAUGAAAAAACGUGCCCAUGUACUUCAUAAAAUGCUAGAGGGUAGCGUUCAACGCUUUGAUUAUUCCGUUCUAACUCCUUUUUUACCUCCCAAACAGGAGUACGUUAUCUCAAUAAGAUUGACACCAGUACAAGUUAAAUUAUACCAGUAUUACAUUGAUAAUUUUGCACGAAAGCACAAAGGAGUUGGUGGGUCACUUUUUGCUGACUUUCAAGCUCUGUCCCGUCUUUGGACUCAUCCGUUUGUCGUUAAGCUUCAUACGGAAAACAGCGAGAGAAUUCAGCAGAAAAAACGAGAAGCUGAAACUGACUCCGAGGGCUCGCUUAAGGAUUUUAUUGACGAUGGCAGUGACAGCGAGUCAAGUGUGAGUUCUUCCAAUUCCAGCAAUAGCACCAAUGAAAGUGAUGUUAUUUCUCUGGAUGAUGAGGAUGGAAAGAAGAGUAAAAAUAAUAAACGACUACCACUCAAGCGAGGCACUCGUGCUAAUCCAGUCGCUGAGCCAGAGAUUCCCGAGCCGGAAGAAGCCCCAGCUGAGAAUAAAGAAUGGUGGACUGAAUUUAUCAAAGAAGAAGACUUUGAUGAUAUGAGAUUGUCCGCUAAGUUGAUGAUUUUAUUUGAUAUUAUUAAAGAAGCUGAGGCUAUUGGUGAUAAAGUUCUUGUAUUUUCACAAUCUUUGUACUCGUUGACUUUAAUUGAGAAAUUUUUAGGAAUGAUUGACGAUGAGACCCAAAACGGCAAAGAAUUGGAGAAUUUAGAUAAACACACUGGCUGUUGGGCGAUAGGUCAAGAUUAUUUCAGAUUUGACGGGCAAACUUCUGCGGAAAAUCGGAGCCACUGGGUUAAAAGCUUCAACAAACCUUCCAACACUCGAGCUAGAUUAUUUUUGAUAUCAACCCGCGCUGGGGGGCUUGGUAUUAAUUUAACAGCUGCUAAUAGAGUUGUUAUUUUUGACGCCAGUUGGAAUCCUUCUCACGAUGUACAAAGUAUAUUUAGAAUUUACAGAUUUGGGCAAAAAAAACCCUGCUAUGUUUAUCGUUUAUUAGCUGCUGGUACUAUGGAGGAAAAAAUUUACAAUCGGCAAGUCACUAAAUUGUCAUUGUCAUGCCGAGUUGUUGAUGAACUUCAAAUAGAACGGCACUACAGCAACAAUGAUCUUGCUGAGCUGUACAGAUUUGAUCCACCGAGUGAAACUACACCCGAUUUGGCGCUGCCCAAAGACCGUCUACUCGCUGAAAUAUUUUUACGGCACAAAAAUUUAGUCGAGACCUUCCACGAGCAUGAUUCUUUAUUAGAAAAUAUCGCGGAGGAAGAAUUAGACGCUGAAGAACGGAAACAAGCUUGGCAGGAGUAUGAAGAUGAAAAGGCUGGAAAACGAAUGAUUCCACCUCAGAUGAUGAUGAUGAAUUAUUCUAAUAUCAAUCCUAAUUUAGUUCCCAAUCAUCAGCACAUGCUCAUGAUGCAGCAAUACGGCAGCCAAAUGAUAAAUUCUCUUAAUCAGCUUAACAAUCCAAAUAAACAAGUUGAACUCUCGCAACUUAUGAGCAUGUUCCAGCAAGAUUAUCCUCAAUUAAAUCAACAGCAGCAUCGAGCUAUGGCUUUAAAAGCUCUAAGCAAUAUGUAUAACUAUGUUGAAAAUCAAAUGGUCGGACGUGGUAGUAGUUAUAAUACUGGCUCUGUUAUACCUAACCCCGUUAAUAGUGUCAAUAAUAAUCCUACUGCUACUUUGGCCAAUGCUCUCGCUCAACAAGAGUACACGCGGUUGCAUUCUGGGGGUGGAUACAAUCAACAGAAUCUUACUCCACAGCAACGGCAAAUGAUGUACUCUCAAUCUUUCGGGAAUAAUUCUUUUGGGAAGAUUCAACAAAAGACACCUGUUAAUCCUCCUCCUACAACAACAACAACAACAACAACAACAACAACAACUGCUUCUAAACAAUCUGUCAGUAAUGAUGACAGUGAUGAUAUUAUUGAGAUACCUUCCAGUAGUAGUAAUAGUAGUAGUAGUAGUAGUAGUAGUAGCAGUAGCAGCAGCAGCAGCAGCAGAGUUAAUCAAGCCAGUAAUGCCCCCAAGAGACAGGAAGAAUAA